This is a messenger RNA of Saccostrea echinata, 1255 nucleotides long. RefSeq names its product tetratricopeptide repeat protein 4-like. The transcript has 12 exons. The record is from RefSeq and is a predicted model, not a curated record. Gene Ontology annotation, molecular function: Hsp90 protein binding. Bases 82 to 1242 code for a protein of 386 amino acids. Lineage: Eukaryota; Metazoa; Mollusca; Bivalvia; Ostreida; Ostreidae.
ACAUUUUACACAUCUAUUGGAAUUCACUUAAUCAGUACCCUUGUAUAUUUAUUGAUUUUUGAAAGGUUUUUUUAAAAAAAAAUGUCUGAAACCAAGGAGGAAAAAAUCCGUAGGCUGAACCAGGAACUGGAGGAUUUUAUAGCAGCUGAAGCAGCCAAAUGUCAAAACAAGAAAAAAGAGGAAAAAAGCUUUGAAGAAGUUCUACAGGAAAUUGAAACCCACCCAGCAUUUCUCAAAGAUAUUGACUACUCAAAACCUCUUAGUAAAGAAAUGGAAGGACUAAUGCGAUUGAAGUACGAGCAACAAGACCCAACCAGCAAUGCUGAGGCUUUCAAAGAGGAUGGGAAUGUUGAAUUUAAGAAGAAGAAAUAUGACAUAGCUGUGGAAAACUACACAGAAGGCAUCAAGAUAAAGUGUCCUGACAAAACUUUGAAUGCUGUCUUGCAUACAAACAGAGCAGCUGCCCAGUUCCACAAACAAAAUUACAGAUCAGCCCUUCAAGAUGCAAUCAUUGCUCGGAAGUUCAAACCAGACCACAUGAAAGCUAUUGUAAGAGGUGCUCAGUGUUGUAUGGAGAUGAAGAAAUACACAGAAGCUAGCUUAUGGAGUGAUCUUGGACUAGCUAUAGAAGAUACAAACACAGUUCUUUUGGACAUAAAACAAAAAGCAGAAAAAUUCAAGAGCAUACAAGAAAAAGAAAAAAGAAAAGAACAAGCAAAAGAAAGAAAAGAAUUUGUAGAGCACAAGAAACUUAUAGACGCAAUAAUGAGUCGUGGUAUCAGGCUGGCUGGACUAGCUGAGAAGGGCUACGACCCUCUUCUCUUCACAAAUGUUGAGCUACACAAUCCUAGUGGAGCUAUGGUUUACGUUGAUGCUGACAGCACUGUUCACUGGCCUGUGUUGUUCAUGUAUCCAGAACACACACAGACAGAUUACAUAGAGGACUUUAAUGAAAACCACACAUUUCAAGAUCACAUCAUACAUAUGUUUGGUCCAGAAGCUCCCCCUGCUUCUUGGGAUCUUGACAAAAAAUACAAACCAGAAAAUUUAUUGAUAUACUAUGAAGACAAGGAGAAGACAACAUUACACCAGAUUCCACAAUCUUGGACUUUAUUGCAAGCUCUUAAAAAUAAAUGGGUGUUGGUUGAAGCUGGUACUCCAUGUUUUAUUCUCCUCGUCAACAAAUCACGAUUCCAGGAACAUUUUGUAAAAGAAUACACAGUGAUUUCUCAUGAAAAAUAAAAAUCAAAACUUA